UAGCAUUUCUCAUUGUAAGUGCGAUUGAUUAAAGCUACGGUAGAUUAUUUGUUCACAAUCAACUUAAAAAACACUACUCGUGGAUUCUGCAAAAAUAAGUUUACCACUUGGAUCAUCAUGAUUUUGUUUUGUUCUACUUUGCGAGAACGGGCACCAAUUCCAUUAAAUUACAGAAGAAACAGAUAUGGUAACCUCAGCAGGUGGCAACUAAUUUGGAAUCGUCUCAUUCGUUCUCUAUUAACAAUAACAGCUUUUGAAUCCUAUUAUGCGAAUUGCUAGGUUCUAUCGCUGAUACUAAAACUAGCCAUGCUGUUCCAUAAGGGUACCAGAUCAACGAUACAGGACAGGCCAAAUAUACCACCAAGCUAGAAGUCAGCAAAUAGAAAGGAAACCUGAAGGCAUUGCACAGCAGGCAUUACAAGCCACUUUAAUGUCUUCUAAUUCGCACUAUUUCUUUAUCAUAAUUGUGGCAUUGCUCGAAACAGAAUAGCAAUCCAGUAGAAGCACAAAAACAAUGUUUCUGAUAGUUGUUGUGGCGAGUGUAGUAUAUUCAAGAGAAACAGAAUCAGAUCAUCAUAAUAGUCUCGCAAAAGUGUGGAAUUUUUUGGAACUUCGGAUUCUGGUUGCUAUUAGUCUCUUCUUACAAAUGCUACUCAUCUUUUUAGGAAACAGAAGGAAGUAUAUAGUUGAUAAAAGGCUAAAAUUGUUAAUAUGGUUCACUUAUUUGUCAGCUGAUUGGAUUGCUACUGUUGCACUAGGAAUUCUUUCCAAAGACACUAAAGAUCAUAAGACAGACCCCAACUUUCUAAUUAUGGCCAUUUGGGCACCAUUUCUUCUUGUGCAUCUUGGUGGCCCUGAUACAAUAACUGCCUACUCUCUUGAGGACAACCAACUGUGGCCACGGCGUACGCUAGAAUUAGUAUACCAGCUUGCAGUUGCAGUUUAUGUUGUUUACCGGUCGUGGAACAAAAAUCCCCUUACAUAUGUCACCGUUCCUAUUGUCAUGGCAGGAAUAAUCAAAUAUGGUGAGAGGACUUGGUCCUUGCGGUCCGGUAGCAGCAACGGCUUCAGAGAAUCUAUUCUGCCUCAUCCAGAUCCAGGACCAAACUAUGCUAAAUUCAUGGAUGAUUACACUGCUAAAAAAGAUGAAGGAUAUCAUGUUACUUUGGACGAAGUGAAUGAAACUACUCCUAUGGUAUUGGAUCAUAACUCUCAAGGGGAAACCAAUAUACCAAAUCCAAAUAUUCCAGAUGCUCAAGCUUUACAUGAUGGAUUCAAAUUCUACAACAUUCCUGAGUGCCUAUUUGCAGAUCUUAUCUUUAGCUUUCAAGACCACACAAACAGCCAAUUAUUCUUUCAGAAAGCCAUGUGGAAAGAUGCUUUUAAAGUAAUUGAGGUUGAGUUAGGAUUAAUAUAUGAUAUGUUAUAUACCAAGGCAGCACUAACAUAUUCCUACCGUGGCAUCUUCCUCAAAUCUGUGAGCUUUUUCUGCACACUAUCUGCAUUCUUCACCUUUUCAUUUCUCAUAUUUAAACAACAUUUAUAUAAUGAACUUGGUUUUAAAGGACACAAACACAUGAAUUAUGACCUGAUUAUCACUUUUGUGCUUUUCAUCGGGGCAAUUAUUCUUGAGAUAUACGCGGUUAUUGUUUUACUUUCUUCAAGUUGGGUAAUGAAUUGGAUGAGCAAGCAUAAGAAUAAGAGAGUAGAUCUUCUCUAUAAGUUUAUCUCAUUCUGUCAAAUUUGUUUCAAAGUCUCGCACACUAUCAGGUGGUCUAAUAAAAUGUCACAAUUCAACCUCAUAAGAUUCUGCUUGAAAGAUGAGCCCAUCAAAACUAUUGAAAUUCAGAAAAUCCUUCGAAUCCAUAAUUUUUUUGAGAAGUCUUACUACCAAAAAACAAAACGAGUCUCUGAGGGAUUGAAAGAACUCAUUUUUGACCAACUUAAGGAUAAGUCUGAGGAAGCAAUAAAUAUUGAAGCAUGUAAAAAGUUAUGUGCCCACAAGGGUGAUCGAGUUCUUAUCAAAUGGAACUGUCAUAUUCGAAACAUUAACCAGAGCAUUAAGGAGGUGGAGUUUGAUCAGAGCAUUCUGCUUUGGCAUAUUGCUACAGAUCUUUGUUAUUCUUCAGAUGAAGAUGAGUCUCAAAUCUUAAAUCCUGUCGCUCUGCAAAGUCGUGAAAAAAGCCAAUUGUUGUCGGAUUAUAUGUUAUAUCUUCUAGUUAUAUGUCCUUUUCUAUUGCCUAAUGGAAUAGGACAGAUAAGAUUUGAGGACACAUGUGCAGAGGUGGAUGAACUUUUAAAAGAGAGAAAAUACAUAAGAGAAAGAAGUAAAGUAUGUAAGAUGAUACUCAGAGUGAAUACAAAAAUUUCACCAUCAGAGGUUAAAGGUGAUAGAAGCAAAUCUGUGUUGUUUGAUGCUUGUAGGCUUGCCAAAUCUCUAGAGUCUUUAGAAACAGAGGAGAAUUGGUCCAAAGAAAGGAAAUGGGAAAUGAUAAGUAAUAUAUGGGUGGAGAUGUUGUGUCAUGCAGCAAGCCAAUGUAGAGGAUUUCAUCAUGCCAAGCAACUUAGCCAGGGUGGUGAGUUGCUUACCCAUGUCUGGCUUUUGAUGGCUCAUUUAGGCAUAACGGAACAAUUUCAGAUUUCUAAAGGUCAUGUAAGGGUAAAAUUGAAGCUGUCUUAAACUUCUUGUUACUUAAGUCUUUUUUGCAGUGUCACAGAUGACAUAAUAUAGGAGUGUGCCUUUCCAUUUUGUGUUGAACCAAUGUAAUUAAUGAUAUAAUAUUGGAAUUUGGUUGGUAUUUUGAUCCAUACGUAACACUUGGUUCUGAAUGACACUUAAAAUGAUGAAUUAUUCUGCCUUAUUUCCUUUA
This is a messenger RNA of Cicer arietinum (chickpea), 2870 nucleotides long. NCBI's taxonomy places the organism in Eukaryota, Viridiplantae, Streptophyta, Magnoliopsida, Fabales, Fabaceae. The record is from RefSeq and is a predicted model, not a curated record.